AUGACAAUGAACAGACAACAAGGUCAUAAUCUAGCAGCGACAGCGGGACUUUCCGACCGUGAAAACAAUGUCGGGCUUGGCUUGUUUUACGUGGCAUACAUCGUUUUUGAAGUUCCAUCCAACGUAAUUAUGGCCCACAUGAAUCCAGCAUAUUGGAUUGCCAGAAUCAUGAUUACCUGGAGUAUCGUUACAGGUUGCAUGGCAGCCAUAUCACAUGCAUGGCAUUUCUAUCUGUUGCGUUUUCUCUUGGGCAUGUUUGAAGCAGGGUUUUGGCCCGCGUACUAUACCACUUUAUGGUACCGUCCCGAAGAGAUCUCUUCACGUAUUGGCGUGACAUAUCUGGCAGGUCCAGCGUCAGGCGCAUUUGGUGGUCUUAUUUCUGCAGCAAUUCAGCUGAUUGAUACCCGUGGCGGGUUAUAUGGAUGGCAGUGGCUCUUUUUGAUUUCUGGGAUUAUUUCGCUGAUUUUCGGUGUGGCGACGUUGUGGGUGCUGCCGUCCAAGCCCGAAACGUCCAAGGGUUUCUUGACCGAGGAAGAACGAUUACUGAUCAAAGAACGAUUGGCGACGGUGACAGUGGAAGAACCGAAUUUGAAUACCAAGGACAAGUGGAGGGAGAUCCUUAUGCAGUUUAAGGACUACAAAGUGUGGAUGUUUUGCGUGUUAUAUUUUACACCCGUCAUGGCAGCCACCUCUUUGGGUUACUUUAUCCCGAAAAUCGUGCAAGAGAUCGGUACUUAUACUUCGAUCCAAGUCAGCUUAAUGAGUAUUCCACCGUACGUUUUCGGUGGCGUGAUGGUGUAUAUCGUGACCCGCUGCAGUGAUCAUUACCGCGAUCGCGGCUGGUUCAUCAUUGGUGCCUGUCUGACCUCCUUUACCGGCUUUGCCAUUCUCAGUUUUGCCGGCCCAGUCGGUGCACGCUAUUUUGGACUGAUGAUUGUCGCUGGCGGCACUUAUCCAACCGUUCCCUUGAGUAUGGCCUGGACCGCUAACUCUAAAGAGGAUUCCAUCGCCAUUGCUUCUGCCACCGGUAUCGUGUCUUCGAUAGCCAACUUUGGUGCGCUUAUAUGUACAUUUGCCCUUUACUCUGGCUGGACUUCGGAUGCGCCGCGGUAUGUUGGGUCCAACAUGGUGAACGGUGGCGCUAUGCUCCUGGCCGCUAUUUGUGCAUUUGUCCUCAAAAUGCGCUUAAAGGGAUUGAACAAAAUCAUUGAUGCUGGUGGUCGCGUGGGAAGUGCUGGUAGAGAUUACCGCUAUCUAUUAUAG
Radiomyces spectabilis is the source of this 1263-nucleotide messenger RNA. RefSeq names its product major facilitator superfamily domain-containing protein. Gene Ontology annotation, biological process: biotin import across plasma membrane. The coding region runs from base 1 to 1263 and encodes 420 amino acids. Gene Ontology annotation, molecular function: solute:proton symporter activity; dethiobiotin transmembrane transporter activity; biotin transmembrane transporter activity. Lineage: Eukaryota; Fungi; Mucoromycota; Mucoromycetes; Mucorales; Radiomycetaceae. The transcript has 6 exons. Gene Ontology annotation, cellular component: membrane. The record is from RefSeq and is a predicted model, not a curated record.